AUGGACUCGGACAGCAGUGGCGCCGAGAGCAGCAGCAGCUCCGACACGCUCCUCGUGAAGAAGCAGCGGCUUCAGCAAGGGGGGUCCCUCGUCAAGAAGGUGCUUACCAUGUCUACCUCAGUCUCGCUGGACGCCUGCGAGGCCUGCGAGUCGGCGAUUCGAGGCGACCAAUCGUCCGUUGCCUGCGCCGGCCCGUGCUGCCGCAAGUUCCACAGCGACUGCCUGCCCAGCGACGCGAGCGUAAGCAGACCCUGGACGUGCGUCGACUGUCGGUCUCACAGCCACCGAUGCUUUGCGUGCCAGCCCUUACUGGGCCCUGCGCCCAUGAAACUGGUGCCUGCCACGGACACGACGCCCGUCGCCUGCCGCGCCGCGGGCUGCGGCAAGUUCUACCACAUCACAUGCGUCAAGAAGCUCUCGCUUACACGUGUGCUGGACGACAAUGGGUUCAUCUGCCCGCUGCACACGUGCGCCAAGUGCGAAGGCAGCCACGCCGCGUCCACGCAUGCGAUCCAGUGCAUGCGCUGCCCCAAGGCGUACCACACCUCGUGCGUGCCCUCGACAGGCGUGCAGCGACUGCAUGGCACGGCCCGCGUCGUCUGCGUAACGCAUCUCAAAGCGACGACGAUAAGCGACGAGCCGCGCCGUCCUCGCAUGUCGAUCUCGUCUGUCGACUCGGCCAACGACGGCGUCUCGGACGCGAGCGAAGCCGAGUGGCCCAAGUCCCGCGAUGACAAGAAGGCCAAGAAGACCGACAAGAAGAAGAAGAAGAAGAAGAAGCUCAAGAAAGAAAAGAAGCGCGCGCGGUCGAGCGACGAAGCCGACGUGCCGCCGCCGCCAAGUGCCCAGCCGCCGCCACCGCCGCCGCCGACCGAGGUUCCGACCAAAGCGCCAGCCAAAGUCCAGCUCAACAUUACGAUCCCCGAGACGCCACUGCUGCUGUCGACCGAGGACAACAGCGUCGGUCCAAAGGAGACUGUGACGGGCCGUGACAAGUCGAGAAAGAAGAAGAAGAAGCGACCGAGUAGCACCCGCCAGAGUGCGCUUGACGAGUCGAUCGACGAGAUGGACGAGCCGGAAGAGGCCAAGUGGGUCCAGUGCGACUCGUGCCGCAAGUGGCGUACGGUGCCGCAGCACCUCGACUUGGACGCGAUGCCCGAAAAAUGGUACUGCAAGAUGAACCACUGGGCCAAAGCCUAUGCAUCGUGCGACGUCCCGGAAGAGGUCAUUGAGCCCAAGAAGAAGAAGCAAAAGCUCGACCAUGUGGCGACACUGCCGGUCGCGACGAGCAUGGCCAUGCCCAUGGUGGACAAGGACAAGAAACCAUCCAAGAAGGAGCAGCGCGCGUCGAGUAGUCAAGCCACAAGCAUGAGCAGUAGUGCGGCGACAGCGUCGUCGGUCGUACCGAGCAGUGCCAAGGCGCAAACCAAGGACGUCAAGUGGGUUCAGUGCGACAACGUCAACUGCGGCAAGUGGCGCGUCGUGGCCCAAGCCAUCGACGAAGCGUCGUUACCAAGCAAAUGGUUUUGCCACCUCAAUACGUGGGCCCCCGACCUUGCGAACUGCCACGCUGAGAACCCUCCCGAAGUCGACUCGGUGCUGAUGAACAAGAAGGCGCCUAAGCCCAAGCGCUCGACCAAAGAGUCGGCGCGGAGCCCUCGCAGCACAAUUGUCCUUGCCACGGAAUUGGUGGAAGCGGCGCUACCGACGGAGGAGGCGCCGGCCGCAGCCGCCCCACCGCCCGCCCCCGUCGCUAUCGCCUCGACCAAGACAAGCAUCAGCGAGAAGAAGCAAAAGGUCAAGAAAGCCGUGCUCGAGUGGGCGCAAUGUGAAAAGUGCAACAAGUGGCGCAAACUGCCGCACCACGUCAAAUCGUCAACGCUGCCCGACAAGUGGUAUUGCUCGAUGAACCACUGGAACAUUGCACUUGCGAGCUGCAGCGUGCCCGAAGAAGCCGACAACGACCCGUUCAUGGACCACGUUGUGGACCCGCGCCAAGGCUGGUACGGCGCAGUCAGUGGUCGCACCAAGCGCGGCAAGCUCAGCUACCGCGAACUCCUCUACGGCGGCAACGGCCAUUUGCGAAAAACGUACACGGAAGAGUCGUCGACGCUCUCGUUUGAAUACGAAGGCAAGACCUUCUACCGCGACGACCAGUACCGCAAGAGCUCCAUGUACCAGCCGCGCGAGCCGCCCGAGUUUCCAUCCGACGCCAAGCUGGCCGUGGUCUCGCCGCCCGCGCCCGCGCUCACAUUUGACGAGAUGGCAACGUGUCAGCAAGAAAUCUUCCGCGUUCUCCACGACGUUCACGCGUCCUACUCGACCCUCGACAUUGUGCUCGCGCUCAACAGCGACGGCGCGGCCACCAUAUACUCGUACCCGCUGGUGCAGAGCUGCCUCCAGACCAUGCUCACCUCUGGUGUCAUUGAGAGUGCGACCGAAGACGCGAUUGUCAAGGUGACGAUGCCGCUGCAGAUCAGCACGUAUGCGCGUGCGUACUAUGUCACUGGCGAAAACAACCACGACGUGCGCAGCUGGGACGAGCGGAGGCCGCACGCGCACGUCAAGUACCGUCGCAAACUCGUGUCGCGGCCACCGCUCAAGCUCGCCAAGCCGUGGAAACAGCAGGGGUUUACGGGCUUUCCCACCCCAUCGAGUUAG
Saprolegnia diclina VS20 is the source of this 2661-nucleotide messenger RNA. RefSeq lists its product as hypothetical. The transcript is spliced from 6 exons. The coding region runs from base 1 to 2661 and encodes 886 amino acids. Gene Ontology annotation, molecular function: zinc ion binding. Lineage: Eukaryota; Oomycota; Saprolegniomycetes; Saprolegniales; Saprolegniaceae. The record is from RefSeq and is a predicted model, not a curated record.